Molecule: messenger RNA, 5389 nt
Organism: Chelmon rostratus (copperband butterflyfish)
Lineage: Eukaryota; Metazoa; Chordata; Actinopteri; Chaetodontiformes; Chaetodontidae
Product: vinculin-like
Exons: 22
Coding region: 204-3581 (1125 amino acids)
Biological process (GO): cell adhesion
Cellular component (GO): actin cytoskeleton
Molecular function (GO): actin filament binding; structural molecule activity
Source: RefSeq, a predicted model, not a curated record
AGGAGACGGUGCACACCGGGAGGAGAGCCGUAUGAGGGUUUCGACCCAGGGGCUGGACUGACAACUCGGGAUUUGUCCUCCUGCCUGUGUCGGUGAGGAGAGGAGAGGAGAGGGAAGGAAAGGAGAGGAGAGAGGGGGGAUCUUCAGCGCUGGAGCGACCAGCCACCUUUCUUCUAUCGGGGCUGCGGUAAAAGUCGUUCACGAUGCCGGUGUUUCACACCAAGACCAUCGAGAGUAUCCUGGAGCCGGUGGCCCAGCAGAUCUCCCACCUGGUCAUCAUGCACGAGGAGGGGGAGGUGGACGGUAAAGCCAUCCCAGAUCUGACGGUGCCGGUGGCCGCGGUGCAGGCGGCAGUCAGCAACCUUGUGCGGGUGGGGAAGGAGACAGUUCAAACCACUGAGGACCAGGUGAUGAAGAGAGACAUGCCUCCUGCGUUCAUUAAGGUGGAGAACUCGAGCUCUAAACUCGUCCAGGCGGCUCAGAUGCUAAAGGCGGAUCCAUACUCUGUUCCUGCACGAGAUUACCUGAUCGAUGGAUCCAGAGGGAUACUGUCCGGAACGUCGGACCUACUCCUUACCUUUGAUGAGGCCGAGGUGCGUAAGAUAAUUCGAGUGUGUAAAGGUAUCCUAGAGUAUCUGACAGUUGCUGAGGUGGUGGAGACCAUGGAGGACCUCAUCACUUACACCAAGAACCUGGGACCAGGGAUGACCAAAAUGUCAAAGAUGAUUGAGGAGAGGCAGCAGGAGUUGACGCACCAAGAACACAGACAGAUGCUAGUCAACUCCAUGAACACUGUCAAAGAGCUGCUGCCUGUGCUUAUAUCCGCUGUUAAGAUUUUUGUUGCAACCAAAAGCAGUCGGGCUGUCGGCGUCGAGGAGGCCGAGAGGAACAGAAGGUUUACCUUUGAAAAGAUUAGUGCCGAAAUCAACGAGAUCAUACGAGUGUUACAGCUCACCACGUGGGACGAGGACGCCUGGGCCAAUAAGGAUAUGGAGGCUUUGAAGAGAUCUCUGGCUUUGAUUGAGUCAAAGAUGGCACAAGCUAAAAGCUGGCUCAAAGACCCCCAUGGACAACCAGGAGACCCCGGCGAGGUCGCCCUGCGUGUCAUACUGGAUGAAGCUGGUAAGGUGGGAGAGCUGUGUGCUGGGAGGGAGAGGAAAGAUAUACUGGCGACCGCUAAGGCUCUGGGACAAAUGACCGACCAGAUCGCAGACCUGCGAGCCAGAGGCCAGGGCCCGACCCCGGGGUGUGUGCAGCGUGCAGGCCAGUGCUCACAGGGCUUAGACUUGUUAUUUGGCAAAGUGGACAGUGCUGCUCGCAGGUUGGAGGCUCUAAUCAAUGCCAAACAGGCCAUUGCCAGAAGGCUGGAUGCUGCACAGGCCUGGCUGGCUGAUCCUAAUGGCGGUCCUGAAGGGGAGGAGAACAUCAGAGCGCUGCUAGCAGAGGCCAAGCGCAUCGCAGAUUUAUGUGAAGACCCCAAAGAGAGGGAUGACAUCCUGCGCUCCAUCAGUGAGAUCGCAGGCCUCACCGCCAGACUUGUGGAGCUACGCAAACAGGGUAAAGGUGACAGCCCUGAGGCCCGUGCGUUGGCGAAGCAGAUUGGGGCGGCGCUGCUGACCUUGCAGUCCAAAACCAACCGGGCCGUGGCCAACAUGAGACCAGCCAAACCCGCCGUCACCUUGGAGGGCAAGAUGGAGCAGGCCCUCCGCUGGGUGAACAACCCCGGAGUUGACGACAGAGGAAUAGGUCAGGCAGCAAUCAGAGGAAUGGUUGGAGAAGGGAGGAGGCUGGCAGGAGGCCUGUUAGGCCCGUAUCGACAGGAUAUGAUCGGACGCUGCGACAGGACGGAGGCUCUAAUGACAUCUUUGGCAGACAUGGCUGGCAGGGGCGAGGCUGAGGCUCCUCAUGCACGAGCUACAGCUGCACAACUACAGGACAGCCUCAAGGACCUGAGGCAGCACAUGCAGGAGGUGAUGACCCAGGAAGUAUCUGAUGUUUUCAGUGACACCACCACCCCUAUCAAACUGCUGGCUGUGGCUGCAACUGCUCCCCCUGAUGCCCCCAACAGGGAGGAGGUUUUUGAAGAGCGUGCAGGGAACUUUGAGGCCCACGCAGGUCGGCUGGGGGCGACCGCGGAGAAGGCCGCUGCCGUGGGAACAGCCAAUAAGAGCACUGUAGAGGGCAUACAUGCUGCUGUGAAACAUGCCAGGGAGCUCACACCACAGGUGACCUCUGCUGCUCGGAUCUUGUUGAAGAAUCCUGGAAAUAAAGCAGCAUACGAGCACUUUGACACCAUGAAGAACCAGUGGAUUGACAAUGUGGAGAGACUUACUGGUCUGGUGGACGAGGCCAUCGACACCAAAUCUCUGUUAGAUGCUUCUGAGGAGGCAAUAAAGAAAGACAUCGACAAGUGCCGAGUUGCCAUGGCGAACGUUCAGCCCCAAAUGCUUGUUGCCGGGGCAACAAGCAUAGCAAGACGAGCUAAUCGGGUCCUGUUGGUGGCUAAGAGGGAAGUGGAGAACUCUGAAGAUCCGCGGUUCAGAGACACAGUGAAGCAUGCAUCAGACAUCCUCUCACACACCAUUUCGCCCAUGGUGAUGGAUGCUAAGGCAGUGGCCGGGAACAUACAGGAUAAAGCUCUGCAGAAGGCCUAUUUGGACUCAUGUCUGAGGAUCCUGGCUGCAGUCGGAAAAGUUAGAGAGGCCUUCCAACCUCAGGAGCCCGACUUCCCUCCUCCACCACCUGACCUGGACCAGCUCCAUGUUAGUGAUGAGCAGGCACCACCGAAGCCCCCUUUGCCAGAGGGCGAGGUGCCCCCGCCUCGGCCUCCUCCUCCUGAGGAGAAAGAUGAGGAGUUCCCAGAGCAGAAGGUUGGAGAGGUGCUCAGCGAGCCCAUGAUGGUGGCUGCCAGGCAGCUGCAUGAUGAGGCGCGCAAGUGGUCCAGCAGGCCUGAGGAUGAGGAGGCAGUAGAGGAGAGGGAGGUAGAUGAUGAAGAUGAGUUUACUGAUGGUGAGGAUGACUAUGAGCCAGAGCUGCUGAUGAUGCCCUCCAACCAGCCUGUCAAUCAACCCAUUCUGGCAGCUGCCCAGUCGCUCCACCAGGAGGCGCGCAAGUGGUCCAGCAAGGGUAACGACAUCAUUGCAGCAGCCAAGCGGAUGGCUCUGCUAAUGGCUGAAAUGUCUCGGCUGGUGCGUGGCGGGAGCGGGAACAAGCGAGCACUGAUUCAGUGUGCAAAGGACAUCGCCAAGGCCUCGGACGAGGUGACGAGGCUGGCUAAAGAGGUGGCCAAGCAGUGCACCGACAGACGCAUCAGAACUAAUCUGCUGCAGGUGUGUGAACGAAUCCCUACCAUCAGUACUCAGCUGAAGAUCCUCUCCACUGUCAAAGCCACCAUGCUGGGACGAACAAACAUCAGUGAAGAGGAGUCGGAGCAGGCUACAGAGAUGUUGGUCCAUAAUGCUCAGAAUCUGAUGCAGUCAGUGAAGGAGACUGUGAGGGAGGCAGAAGCAGCCUCCAUCAAGAUUCGCACAGAUGCAGGAUUCACCCUUCGCUGGGUCCGCAAGACCCCCUGGUACCAAUAAACAAACCCGGUCGCUGCAUCUAGUCGCACUGUUAACUUGGCACAGACGCCACACAGCUUGAGUAAAAGCAGCAGUGUGCAUACUCACGAGUAAACAUGUGCACUUCAAAGAGGAAACUGCAGGUGAUUUUGGUCCAUCCUCCACUGUAGUUUGGGUGUGUCUACCAGGAACCAUUAGAUAAGCAGGUUUCAUUUAUUGGAGUGAGUUCAGCUUUGCUCUCCAGUUCCCCUUUAUCUGUAUGUGUGGCAUCACGCAGGCUAAGCGGAGACAGUUUUUAAUAUAUAUUUUGGUAUGUUGUGUUACAAGAGUUUAUCCAAAUCCCAGGUAUAUAUUUUUUGCAUGAAAAUUUUUUCUAUUUUCUGAAGGCAAAUGAUGACAAUAAGAUACUUAUCUCCUAGAGGACGUUUACUUUGAGUUCAGUUUUUCCAGUGAGAGGUUCUUAUUGUCUAUUGUAUAUACAGUAAUUAUUUGUUUUAUGGACAACACUCAGCUAUGAGCUUUAUACACUGCGUUUGACACUGAAGCGUGGAGUGUUGCGUGGGUUGAUGAGCUCUCUUCUUCAUGUUUACUUUUAGUAAUAACGCUGUUCUUAACUGAAGGUCUAUGAAUUCAAAGGUGAUAACAUCAUCGCUGCUGUCCGGUGAUGUUUAUACUUGAAGAACUAAAAGGUCUUCUGGAUUUAAAGUGUUACGACUUAAAGGCAAAUGACACAGUUUCUAAAGUGAUUGUAUAAUUUGAAAAAAAUGUAUGGUUGUCAAGUUUUUUUUGUUAAUUGCAGGAGGGCUGAUACUUAAUAGAUUAAAAGAGGUUUAAGAGGUUUAAGUUUAAGAGGUUGGACUGAUGCACUAUGAGCAACAGUAAAGUCAAGAUUAGUUGAGAUGUUUGUAAUAUGUUUUUAAUUCUUUGGUUGAACUUUAUUUAACUUUCACAGUGAACAAUGCCAAAGGAUUUGUUUGACAUUACUGUAAACUUCAUGAAGUUUUCUUAACACUUAAAAUCAAAGUUAUUAUGAACACGACAGAUCAUUUUCUGUGGAUGUGACUCUGAGGUGCUUUUUGAUGUCUACUUUUUUAUUUUCAAAAAAAAGAGAAAAUGUUUCUUCUGCUUUGCAUUUUUUUACUACUUGUAGUGCUUUGAUUCUUUUUAACAGCUGAACUGUCAAAAUUGUUCUAGAGCAGUGAUUUUAGACAGCCACUCAACAUCCUGUUUCCAGUAGUCCUACUCUGCUCUUACAGAUCAUUUUAACACAGAUUUUCUAGACGACCCCGGUGGUUUGAGAACAAAUAUGUGAUAUUAGGCAUUGAAACCAGUCUAUCGUCUAGUUUUUUUUAGGUUUAAAUCAAAAAACUGUAUAAAAGGAGUGUUUUUGUCUGGAAUAAUUACACAGCAGUUUAUGGACGCAUUCAUCAUUAAGAUCGGUACCUCAAUGUUACAAGCAAUCAGGUCAGCUCAUUCCCUAAACAGUGUUCAUCAGGUUUUACUCCAUAUUUUUUUUUACAGCGGUUGAGCAAAUUUAACAGUUAAAUGGAGAAUUUGUAUGUGUAUGUAUGUGUGGAGCCUCUUCCCUUGAACAGUAUUAGUGAGCUGUCUCCAUGAAGGUUAGGGACAGAGCUAAACAGCACACAGAGCGUAAACUGCAUCUUCAUCUUUAUUUGGGCCUACUGAGCAUGUAGCAGCCACUGAGCCCCCACUGAGAGCGACAGGGUGUACUUCUGUGUGUACUUGAUGUGUUCAUUCACACCCUGAAUGUAUUCUGAUAGCUUCUAGCCCUGCCAACACAUCUGCUGUGCCUUGGAAGAAUAAAAGAC